UUAAAGAGUUUAAAAAUACACCACAAACAUCUUUGAUAUACUAAUUUUGGAUUUUUUUUCCCCUUUAUUCUCGACUUUGACGAAGGUAAAUAGGGAAAGAAAAAAAAAAUUCCCUUCUCCUUCUUCUUCUUGUUUUGGUUUUCACCCAACUUAAAUUCUUAUUGGAAAAUAAAUAAAUACUACUCCUUAUUAGCAUUCACUAGUCCAAUGCAAUGUCUUGUUUCUUUUUCCUUUUUCAGAUUCCAUAAAUACUCUCUUUUCUUGAAUUUAGAGUCACUCCACCACUCUCCAAAAAAAUAGUUUUAUUCCAAUUCUUGAUUUGAUCUUUCCUGUUAUUUAAUAAGAGAAACCCUAGUAUUUUUGUAGGUGAAUUAUUGGGUAUAUUUGUUUUGGAGGAAUUUCAGAUCAGUGUGGAAGAUGGCAAUAGCUGGAGCAGAACAGCUUAAUCUUACAGAAGCACCAACAUGGGGUUCUAGAACUGUUGAUUGUUUCGAAAAAUUGGAGCAGAUUGGUGAAGGCACUUAUGGUCAGGUGUACAUGGCAAAAGAAAUUAGAACAGGGGAAAUUGUUGCUUUGAAGAAGAUACGCAUGGACAACGAAAGAGAAGGGUUUCCAAUAACUGCAAUACGUGAAAUUAAAAUCUUAAAGAAGCUGCACCAUGAAAAUGUGAUUGACCUGAAAGAGAUUGUAACAUCUCCAGGUCGUGAGAAGGAUGAGCAAGGAAGGCCAGAUGGUAACAAGUAUAAAGGUGGAAUCUACAUGGUCUUUGAGUACAUGGACCAUGAUUUGACUGGGCUUGCUGAUCGUCCUGGAAUGAGAUUUUCAGUUCCGCAGAUUAAGUGUUACAUGAGGCAGCUUUUGACAGGACUUCACUAUUGUCAUGUGAAUCAAGUACUUCAUCGUGAUAUUAAAGGUUCCAAUCUUCUGAUUGAUAACAAAGGCAAUUUGAAGCUUGCCGAUUUUGGGCUUGCUAGAUCCUUCUCAAAUGAUCACAAUGCAAAUCUUACAAAUCGUGUGAUUACUUUAUGGUACAGACCACCUGAGCUGCUUCUUGGGACCACAAAGUAUGGUCCAGCCGUUGAUAUGUGGUCGGUUGGUUGCAUCUUUGCUGAGCUGCUUCAUGGAAAACCAAUCUUUCCGGGGAAGGAUGAGCCAGAGCAGCUGAAUAAGAUUUUUGAGUUGUGUGGCUCUCCAGACGAGGUUAAUUGGCCUGGAGUUUCCAAGAUUCCAUGGUACAACAAUUUCAAACCAACAAGGCCAUUGAAAAGACGUCUAAGGGAAGUUUUCAGACACUUUGAUCGACAUGCUUUGGAGUUACUUGACAAGAUGCUGACCCUCGACCCAUCUCAGAGAAUAUCAGCCAAGGAUGCACUUGAUGCCGAGUAUUUCUGGACUGAUCCAUUACCUUGCGACCCAAAGAGUUUGCCAACCUAUGAAGCUUCACAUGAGUUCCAGACAAAGAAAAAGCGACAGCAGCAGAGGCAGCACGAGGAAGCAGCUAAACGUCAGAAAUUGCAUCACCAGCAGCAGCAUGGUCGACUUCCACCAGUUCAGCAGUCAGGGCAAGGACAUCCUCAAAUGAGACCAGGGCCAAAUCCCAUGCAUGCAUCCCAUCCUCAGGCUGCUGGAGGACCUAGCCACCACUAUGGAAAGCCGCAUGGACCUCCGGCAGGACCAAGCAGAUAUCCAGCUGGUGGAAAUCCUUCUGGAGGAUAUGGUCACCCUACUCGUGGCCAAGGUGGAGCUUAUGGCAGUGGUCGGUAUCCACCUCAAGGAAGGGGUGCCCAAUAUGGUUCAGGAGGAAUGCCAGGAGGCGGUGGUCCCAGGGGUGUUGGAGGCCCUAAUUAUCCUCACGGUGCUCCGUAUGGUUCUUCUGGUUCUGGACGUGGCUCAAAUGUCAAUCGCAACCAACAACAAUACAAUUGGCAGCAGUAAUGCUUCAUUCCUGCUACUAUACGGUUAGGAAAAUGUGCAAACUCUAUGUGAAAUAUAAGAAGCAAACUGUGGAUUGGAACGUUCCCCGCUUCAUUGGUUUUCUGUUCCGUCACAUGCGUUCCCCGCUUCAUUGGUUUUCUGUUCCGUCACAUGCAUGGCAAGAGAAGGGAGACAGCGUGUGGGAGGUCGUCGAAUGAACCUGUUUAUACGGGGAAGUUGUCAUACUGAAGGUUACGUAAAAUAUAUACUGUUAUGUUCUAUGGACAUUGUCUUAUGUUGUCUAUCCUCCUCCAAAUUUACUUGUGAACAGAACCUUAAAUUUAAACUCCGCUAAGGUUCCUCCAUCUGCAUCGACAAUCUUCCUUUUGUUUGAACAUUGAAGUCUGCUUAUUAUGAAUCGUAAAUUGAGAUCCAAA
Molecule: messenger RNA, 2351 nt
Organism: Capsicum annuum
Lineage: Eukaryota; Viridiplantae; Streptophyta; Magnoliopsida; Solanales; Solanaceae
Product: cyclin-dependent kinase C-2
Exons: 12
Coding region: 418-1935 (505 amino acids)
Biological process (GO): protein phosphorylation; positive regulation of transcription elongation by RNA polymerase II
Cellular component (GO): nucleus; cyclin-dependent protein kinase holoenzyme complex
Molecular function (GO): RNA polymerase II CTD heptapeptide repeat kinase activity; ATP binding; cyclin-dependent protein serine/threonine kinase activity
Source: RefSeq, a predicted model, not a curated record